Pelmatolapia mariae (spotted tilapia) is the source of this 4189-nucleotide messenger RNA. RefSeq names its product adhesion G protein-coupled receptor A1a (gene adgra1a). Gene Ontology annotation, biological process: cell surface receptor signaling pathway; G protein-coupled receptor signaling pathway. Gene Ontology annotation, cellular component: postsynaptic density; glutamatergic synapse; plasma membrane. Bases 797 to 2776 code for a protein of 659 amino acids. Lineage: Eukaryota; Metazoa; Chordata; Actinopteri; Cichliformes; Cichlidae. Gene Ontology annotation, molecular function: G protein-coupled receptor activity. The transcript has 7 exons. The record is from RefSeq and is a predicted model, not a curated record.
ACAUGCAUUGUCCCUGAGCAGAUGCAGCACAUGUUAAAAUUUAACACAUCAUGUAGUGUUUUAACACAUCCUUUCUAAGAGUGUAGAUGAAUUUAAAUACUUGGAGUCAUCCAAAGCAAGCAGACAGUGCAGAGAGAAAGACUAAAGAACAAAGCAAACUAUGAGGAACACUCGAAAACAGAAGCUGAGGCAGUGCCUGCGUUGUUCUAAAUAUUGGUGGGGGUGGUGUCACGUUUUGUUGUCCGCUAGCUCCCGCUUUAAAUAUACAUGUACAAUAGUUUCUUGCUAUAUCAAUAAAGGCUACCUGACACCGCAUCCGCCAUCACGUUACCAUAGCUGUAUCGGAAGCUGUUGAUUAUGAGUUUAUGGAUGAUAACACCAUAACGUCUUCCUCCGCCUGCACUUUUGUUUUUUCACCGGCUCUUCCCCGCCUAGGCUCUCCACGUCACAUGCGGCGCAUCGUUGCAGGCGAAUGGAGCCGAACCGCUAUCUUCAGUGACCUGGAUUGUGGAGGGUCUGGAUUCUGCCCAGCUCAGCGGAGAAGAUAAUACUGCAGAUGGAAUCUUGACCUGAACAAUGCCGCUGCAGGGCAGCGCUGUGCCUGGAGCGUCCGCCGAGCUGAAGGAGGAGCCGGCUUGAGAAAUUCCAGUAAUCGUAACACCCUUAACUACACCUGGAUUACAGCAAACUCACCUCUCUGGUUGCACAUCGAUCUUCUACAUGGAUAUGGAGGGAGCAGGAUAGCGGGAAGAUGAGACCAGAUCUUCGCAAUUUAAGGGUGCACCAACCAUAGCCAAUGGAUCUAAAGAGAGUGCUAUCCUUCCCCCCAUACCCCGGGGAUUACCUACAUCCAGUGGUGUAUGCCUGCACCGCAGUUAUGCUGCUCUGUCUGCUUGUCUCCAUCAUGACUUACAUUGUCCACCACAGUGUGAUCCGAAUCAGCAGGAAUGGCUGGCACACACUCCUCAACUUCCUCUUUCACACAGGACUGACAUUUGGUAUUUUUGCUGGUGGAAUCAAUCAAAUCAACUUACCUUUUGUGUGUCAGAUUGUUGGCAUUGUGCUCCACUAUGCUUCUCUGUCUACCAUGUUGUGGCUGACCUUCACUGCUAGAAACAUCUGUAAAGAUGUUUCCAAAGACCCACUUCAGGCACAGGAGAGGAAUAGGGCUUCCCAGACUCGUACCAAACCAGCCAUCCUCAGAUUUUAUCUUGUAAGUGAUGGAAUCCCUAUCAUAAUAGUUGGAGUUACAGCAGCAUUUGGUAUGGAUAACUAUGGCAGCAGAGAUGAUGCACUGUAUUGCUGGAUGGCAUGGGAACCAAGUCUGGGUGGUUUCUAUGCUCCCAUGAGUCUUCUGGUCUUAGUCAUGUGUGUGUACUUCUUGUGGACUUACGUCCAGCUGAAGCGCCACCCAGAAAGGAAGUAUGAGCUGCGGGUUUUAAGUGAAGAGCAGCAACAGCUGUCAUCAAAUGAGUCGCACCAUCACUGCCACACUGACACUGGGUCUGCUGGGGACUGCCAGCCCUUUGCUGCUGGCGUGUCAGUUCUGGCCAAUGAGCACUCUUUUAAAUCUCAACUCCGGGCCACAGUCUUCACCCUCUUCCUGUUCCUGGCUACCUGGGCUUUGGGAGCAUUGGCUGUUUCACUGGGACAUUUCCUGGACAUGAUAUUCAGUUGUCUCUAUGGUGCUUUUUGUGUCACUCUGGGACUCUUCCUUCUCAUCCAGCACUGUGCUAAGCGUGAUGACGUGUGGCACCGUUGGUGGGCUUGUUGCCCAUCCAGAUCAAAGACAGAGGAUGGGCCUGGGGAAGGACAGAGCCAGAGGCAGGAACCCCAUCAGCCACACUGCCAUUUGAAUUCCCCACUCUCAGUGAAGCAGCAGAUGCUUUCUCCUUACCCUAUUCAGAGUUCUCACCACAGAACAACACCACCUCCCCAAAGCCCAACAUUAAAUCACACAGGUCCAUGCUGUGUGGCUGUAAUGACUCCUGUUAGCCCUUCCCCCAUCUCACCUCGUGCUGACCAAAUGCCUUCACCACGUCCACAGUCACUUCCCGAUGAGCUCCCACAUCCAGCUCUUCCCCUGCAGAGUUGCAUUGCUGAUAGAACAAAGACACGCUCUUUCAACCGUCCACGCCAAUGCUUCCAGGAUUACCAUUCUCAUAUCACUUCCACCAGUAUGGAUGGGAGUGUGCACAGUACUCACCUGGACAGUCCUCAUAAUGUGCACCACAUUGAAGCCUCACCACUGGUUAGUCCACACCCAGAUCUCCAGCUUCCGUACAUCAGCCCUCAUUUAGAUAGCCAACUUGUAGUGUCCUGUCACAGCUUGGAACGCCAGACCUCCUGCCACAGCGUGCAAGACUCGGUUGCUUCCUGUCACAGUCAUGCCCAGAACAUGCAUGACAGUAUCUCUUCCUGCCACAGCCUUCUUAUGCCUUCUCAUGGGGUCGACACCAGCCAGUGGCACAUGUACUGCUCAGUCGAUGACUCUUCCAGCACAAACUGUUGUGAGAGAGCUGAUCCCGUCACCUUGCAGUAUGAACAAGACCCUGACAAUUUGAGCUGGAUGUCAAAGACGGCAGACAAAGAAAAGAUCUGUCUAGAGCUGGAACAGAAAGGUUUCCCAAGGAACACCCUACCUCGGCAGCAUGGCACUGUGAACCGACGAGGACCCAUUGGUCGAAACAGGAGUCUGCAGGAAGAUAGCCUGUUUGGUUCAGAUGCCACAGGAAACAUACGGACAGGCCCCUGGAAGAAUGAAACCACCGUAUAGUCUUGAAAUCCUUGGAGCAGUCAAACCUUCCAGCAAAUGAGUUUUUGUUUGGGUCCCUUUGCCUACCAGGCCCUAAGACCACAGGUUGAGUUUUUACAUCCCAGUAAUAUUUCAGAUCUCUUUAUGUCAAAGUUAACAUUUUAUUGUUUCAAAAAUCAGAUCUGAAUAAACACACACACACACAUAUAUACAAAAUGAUCAGUUAAUGUUAAAUAUUUUUUCUGCUCCAUGAAAUUUAAAUUGCAAUCAGUAUUAUAUAUUGAUCCUAAGGAGCAGCCUGAAAACAUAUCAGUGUUACUGAAAGAAGUUCACAUUCCUCCUACAGUCCAAGGAUAUGCAGACAGGCAAAAAAACUCAGAAAGGCCAGUGAAAGUCAUGCAUCGACUAGACGUGAUCAAAAAAGAACUGAAGGGUUAUUUUUUGAAUGAAACAGACCCAAACUUUGAUACAAGACAGCGGUGAUAGUAAGAUUUAUUGGAUCAGUUCAUUUACCACAGAUAUUGAUUAAGAGACCUGAUACAAGCAAAAAUUUAAAAAGUGAAAAUCCUUAGAAUUCUUACCACUCAACAGAUACUGUGAAAUGUUUCAGAGCAUAAAAACUUAACAAUUCUGGAAGGUGUACAUCUCUCAGUAACUUUACUGUUUGAGAAUUCAACAAUCUUUCUUCAUUUUAAAUUCUUUGAGUGCUGUGCCUCUUUUUAAAAACUGUCUCUUACUUGUUAUCGUGUAUGCCCUGCCCUUCCCAGGCGCCUCCAAUCCUCCUAUUGCUCUUGAACAGUUCAACUUUAUUUAUACAGUGCCAAUUCACAACAACAGCUGGCUUAAGUCACUUUAUAUUGUUGUGUCUUACAAUACAGAUGUUUUUAAUAUUUUCCUUGUGAUUGCUUUGGUUGCUACCAGAUUGCUGUGGUCGCCUGUAGUUUGCAUGCAUCAGAGGUGAAUCGUCUCCAUUUCCAACGUGUGUUGCACUUUUCACAGUUUUACUACCACUUAUAUCAAGUACUUAGCAAGUGUUGGCAGACAGGUCUGGCUGUUUGGCGACUGUGGCAAUCUGUUACUGAAUAAAACAUUUGCAAGGAGGCUUUUUUGUGAAGCACUGUAUACCUCUUUGUGACCAAUUUUAGCUUGUGAGAGCAAGUUAGUUCCCGCAUUUGCCAAGUGGUCGGGCAAUACACGACUGCGAAUAACCUCUACUGGGAAAUUUUGUCUAACAACCAAGGGAUGAAAGGCAGCUUCCAAUCAUUCACUAGGGGUGUGUGACUGGGGCCUAAAGAUGUGCAGUUUUGCAUGGACACAGAUAUUAGUGCAUAUUGUAUUAGAAGGAGCUUGUUUUUCAGAGUGCAAAGUGUUGUGAGAAAAUAUUUAAUUGAAUUAAGGUUGACUUGCAGAAUUCAAUUAAUUUCAUUCUAAAAA